Messenger RNA from Iphiclides podalirius (scarce swallowtail), 249 nucleotides. NCBI's taxonomy places the organism in Eukaryota, Metazoa, Arthropoda, Insecta, Lepidoptera, Papilionidae. The record is from the annotation of a GenBank genome assembly.
AUGUCCGGUCGACCCGCGCUGGUCCAAGCGGCUGCUUAUGCUGAAUGGGCAGGUUCACCAGGGUGGUACCACGGCCCCACAGAAGACCUGGAAGCAUUAUGCUUUCGCGCUUUGAGGGUUGGCAAUGGUUCCUGCCUCGUACCACACAUCACCUCGUACCACCUCAUCGCAGUGUUGGACAGCCCCCAAAGAUGGAGGGACGACCUGUGCAAAUGUGAAAAGUGCAAGAAGCAUGAAGUAUCAUGCAGG